Molecule: messenger RNA, 2115 nt
Organism: Hemibagrus wyckioides
Lineage: Eukaryota; Metazoa; Chordata; Actinopteri; Siluriformes; Bagridae
Gene: asl
Product: argininosuccinate lyase
Exons: 16
Coding region: 222-1619 (465 amino acids)
Cellular component (GO): cytosol
Molecular function (GO): argininosuccinate lyase activity
Source: RefSeq, a predicted model, not a curated record
AACCGUUUCCCCCCUCGAGCAAAAUGUGCACGCAACACUGGUUUUCGCUUACGUGAGACUCCUUACGCUCUCGCGAGAUUACUGAGAGAUUUGCCUCGAAAUAUUUAGUGUACCCUAGUCGAAUUAACAGAAGCACGCCUUAACAACGUGUUCGGCGGAGACUGAGGCUAACGUCCACCUCCUUAACUCAGAAGUAGAAGAAGGAACCUGAAGGAGUGACCAUGGCAGCUUCCGAGGGAAACAAGUUGUGGGGCGGUCGAUUUGUAGGGAACACAGAUCCCAUCAUGGAGAAGUUUAACGCGUCAAUAUCCUACGAUCAGCGCAUGUGGGAUGCAGACAUCAAGGGCAGUAAAGCCUACGUGAAGGCACUGCACAAAGCCAAGCUGGUCACGCAGGAGGAAAUGGUGCAGAUUCGGGACGGCCUCGAUUGGGUUUGGGGUGAAUGGUCCAGUGGUACGUUCCAGAUCAAGCCGGGAGACGAGGAUAUUCACACAGCCAAUGAGCGUAGACUAAAGGAACUGAUUGGAGAGGCAGCUGGAAAGCUUCAUACUGGCAGGAGCAGGAAUGAUCAGGUUGUGACAGAUAUGAGGUUGUGGUUACGGGAUGCGAUCACCACUCUGAAGGGAAACACCGUCCAACUUAUCACAACCAUGGUGGAAAGGGCAGCUGCAGAAAUCAACAUCCUUUUUCCUGGAUAUACACACAUGCAGAGAGCGCAGCCGAUCAGGUGGAGCCACUGGAUCCUCAGUCAUGCAGUGGCGCUGAGCAGAGAUGUGGAGCAACUGGAGGAAAUCGGGAAGCGGGUCAACAUUCUGCCUUUGGGAAGUGGAGCCAUCGCUGGGAACCCCUUCAAUAUUGAUAGGGAACUUCUUCGAAAAGAGCUUGACUUCGACGGGAUCAGCAUCAACAGUAUGGAUGCAACCGGACAGAGAGAUUUUGUCGCUGAGUUCCUUUUCUGGGGGUCGAUGUGUCUCAUGCACCUCAGUAAGCUGGCAGAGGAUUUGAUGCUGUACAGCACCAAAGAGUUCUCCUUUGUCACGCUGUCUGAUGCAUACAGCACAGGGAGCAGCUUGAUGCCACAGAAGAAGAAUGCGGACAGUCUGGAGCUCAUCCGCAGCAAAGCAGGGCGAGUGUUUGGCAGAUGUGCAGGGUUUAUGAUGAUACUCAAAGGUCUCCCCAGUACAUACAACAAAGAUCUACAGGAGGAUAAAGAGGCCAUGUUUGACACCUAUGAUUCAUUGCAUGCUGUACUGCAGGUGACUACAGGUGUCAUGUCCACACUGCAGGUAAAUGAGAAAGUCAUGGAGGCAGCGCUCAGUCCAGACAUGCUGGCCACUGAUCUGGCUUAUUACCUCGUCAGGAAAGGAAUGCCUUUUAGAGAAGCCCAUGGCUGCUCAGGAAAAGCUGUGUAUCAGGCUGAGUCUAAAGGUGUCCCACUGAACCAGCUUACUGUGGAAGACCUCCAUACUGCCAGUCCUCUGUUUGACAGCGACGUGUCCUCAGUGUGGGACUACACGAGCAGUGUGGAGCAGUACAGCGCCCCUGGUGGCACAGCACGGAGUAGCGUUACAGCACAGAUAGAGCACAUGAGAGCCUGGCUGAAGGUCCACAGCGUAUAACUGCUCAUGCGACCGUAACGUACACCAUCAGAAAAUUACAAUCAUUCAUCAACAUUAGCAUAUUUUCAAAUGCAGGACGUUUUCAAGGAAACAACAUUUUUACCGCAUCCCACAGGCUCUGUCAGAAUCCUAUACGGUUACAAUAACAUGUUACUGCAUACAAGAUUUUUGGGAUUACUUAAAUAAUUAAUCUAAUAAAUAAAUAAUUUGAUUAUAGAGACACAAAGAAAUAAAGAAGCUUUAAAAUAACAUAUUUCGAGUAGCUAGUAAUUACCCAAGACAUAUCAUCAUAGCACAUGUAAGUCAUGUGGUUUAAAAUCCCAGCACCCUCCAAUAGCUUCCCACAUCUCUAAUGGUGUUGCCGCUCCUUUUCUUUCCACAUUCAUCCUAAAGCAAAGCAUUCUCUAAAUUCUUUCUUUGUGGGAUUUUGGUGCAAGUUUUUAAUCAUAUUGCAAACAAAUGAAUAAAGAUAAGAAUAUUCCAGUUUCGUACUACA